Molecule: messenger RNA, 3972 nt
Organism: Aethina tumida (small hive beetle)
Lineage: Eukaryota; Metazoa; Arthropoda; Insecta; Coleoptera; Nitidulidae
Product: limbic system-associated membrane protein
Exons: 11
Coding region: 355-1890 (511 amino acids)
Biological process (GO): homophilic cell-cell adhesion; synapse organization
Cellular component (GO): plasma membrane; neuronal cell body; axon
Molecular function (GO): protein binding; axon guidance receptor activity
Source: RefSeq, a predicted model, not a curated record
GCCAGACAUCCACGCACUCACCACCACCGAACUCCCGAAGUUUCGUGCACUCGCGAAACAGUGCGCUCGCAGUUACCCCCAAGUUCUCCCGCCAAUUUGGAUUUUACUCGUUUUGGAAACACGUUUUACGAGUAAUUCAUUGGUCCUAGCGGAGUGGGAGUAUUCACUAAUUAAGACCUUGGAACUCAAAAGUGUUUAAAUAAAAUGUGCCAAACUUGGCCAAAACUAAUUUGCAACUAAGAACGUCCAGUGUAAGUGUGUCCCAAUUAAAUAUUGUUUAAGUGGACUAACUCAUCAGGUUGUACUGGAAGUGGAUACGACUUAUUUUAAGUGUUCAGAGACAUUGAUAUAAAUAUGUGGUCCACAUUUGUCUACACGGUCUAUUUUUGGGCAGUUCUUCUUAUUCAAGGAACUUCACAAGCAAAUAUCAAAGUAGAUCCGGCCACAUUACCUACCUUCUUAUCCUCCAGUCAGGCCUUUAAAGUUACUGAUAAAGAUACGGUGGUUUUACCUUGCGAGGUUACGAAUCCAGGGCCUUACGUGCUAGCUUGGAAAAAAGGUAUUGCCGUUCUGUCUGCCGGAAAUGUGAAAGUCUCACCGGAUCCAAGAAUAAACUUGGUGAACGGUUACAAUUUGGAAAUCAAAGAAGCGGGACCUCAAGACGCGGGAGAUUAUGUGUGUCAAAUCGGAACUUAUGAACCGCGGGAAAUUACGCAUACCCUGGAAAUAUUGGUACCGCCACGGAUACACUACGUAACAUCGAAUGGCAGGGUGGAGGUAAAAAAGGGAUCAUCCGUACGUUUGGAAUGUAAAGCUUCCGGGAAUCCGGUCCCGAAAAUCACAUGGUCCAGGAGGAAUAAUUUACUUCCGGGUGGAGAGCAAACUAAAAUUACGACGACGCUGUCUCUAGAACGCGUGGACAGACAUCAAGCUGGUACAUACCAAUGUAUGGCCAGUAAUGGAGUUGGUGACGACGUCAAUCAACAAAUUGUUCUUCAUGUAUUAUAUCCUCCAGAGAUAUCCGUCGAGAGGCCGGUGGUACAUUCAGGUGAAGGUGCUGAAGCUCAGCUUGUCUGCAUUGUCCACGGGGAAAGUCAGCCGGAGGUUUUGUGGUACAAAGACACCAUGCAACUGGACACAACCGAGAGGCUAAUAAAAGAAUCCCGAGGAUCCAGACACACUCUCGUGAUACGUAAAGUACACCGUUCCGACUUUGGAAAUUACACUUGCGUGGCAGAUAAUCAACUGGGAAAAACAAGGAAGAGCGUCCAAUUAUCAGGAACUCCCAACCCAGUCAAAUUUAGUAGUCCCCAACGAGGAAACUGGAGGGAUAGUUAUAACAUCAGCUGGGCCGUCGAAUCUCUAAGUCCGAUAGAAGAAUACAAAUUGCUCUUCAGAAAGUUGCCCGACUCAGCCACAGGUUCAGAAGAUGGCCAUCCCCAACCCCUCCAUCACCAGAGUCAAAGAAAAUUCAUGCCGGGAAGGGAAAAUAAAACGUAUGCGGCAUCAGGCCACAGCGUUUCGUACGGCUACGGCAGGAAAAACGGGAAAGGUGAGUGGAGCGAUGUUAUCUUGCCGGCAAUGCAGACCCAGAGAGACGGCGGAGUCCAGUCCAUGAGCUACGUAAUCAGGGGAUUAGAGGCCAGUCAAAAUUAUGAAGCCAAAGUUCUAGCCCGGAACAAAUUCGGAUGGGGGCCCAUAUCAGAUUCUUUCACGUUUCAUACCACGGAUACAGAUAUGAGCUUUCCUGACCGACCACAAACUCCAAGACACGUAUACAAUGAACAUGAAGUACGAGGUUUAGGCAUCAGAGUAUACAACAAAGCUCCAAUUGCAACCAUCUCACCAUUUAUAGGAAUAAUAUACAUAUUUAUAAAUGCAUUUAUGUGAAUCCUCUGAUUUUACCCUAAACAUAUUAUAUUUUCUUUAUAUGUAAUUUCGAAUCACUGAAUAGGUACUACACCAAGAAUAUUUUUUGAGCUUAACAAUACAGUUAGGUGAUUAAAAUUAUUACAAAUUGUCCAUAAAUAAUAGAGAUUCUAGAGAACUGCAUAUUUAGAAUGUUUUCACAAAAAUGCACUAAGAAGUUUCAAACAUAUGAAUUCGUCACGUUCAAUUUAACAUGUGAAAACAGGCUAAACAAAAUUAUUAUCAAAUAUUAACGUAAUAAUUUGUUGAUAAACCAGUGUAAUGUUAAGCUUGUUUGCUAUAGAUGUGAUUUUUUUAACUAUAAAUGUAAUAUAAAAUCUUUUGUAUGUAAUUAUAUAAAAAACUAUACUUAAUUUUGUAUAUUCUGCUAUAGGCUUUAGGAUGAUUUAAUAUUAGCAUCACUAUACUUGAAAUUUACGAAUUAUAAAUAUGAUACGUUUAUAAAUUGUAAUUCGUAGUCCUGUAUAGAUAUAGAUUUAUGGAUAAUCCUCUGUGUUAAAAAUACAUAUAGUGCCAUAUGAUUAAGCAAUGUAACUGUUAAAUGUUUCUGCUAAAUUUAUAAACUAUAGUUAUAAUGUACCAGAAUUUAAAUAUGUUAUGCAGAUACAUCUUCCAAGUCAUUCCCAAUUGCAUAAUAACACACGUGUAUCUCACAGUUAAUAAACCGCAAUUAAACACAAGAAAUUAAAUCAAAAUCUCAUUACAAAAAACACAUAUAUUGGAAGAUGUAUCAAAAUAUUGACGCUAGAAACAUGUUAAAACACCGACAAAAAUUCACGCAGAGAAACUAUAAUUAUUUUUGGGAAGUGUACGCUUAAAUGUAAUAGAGGAAAAAUUAUUUAUAUUUAUUUCUAUGGUAUACUCGUAAAACGGUGUUUUAACACAUAUUCUAUUAUUGUGUUUCAGUAAAUGGGUCCAAAUAGCCUACUGCUUUUUAAUUUACAUUUUCGUGUAUUGUGGUAAUGUGAAGCAAAUUUCAAGUGGUGUGAUGAUUGUGAAUGAAAAACAAUAACGUGCCAUUACAGCUGCUGACGAAGGUAUUACAAAUUGUUAAAAUGAGAGUGAUCUUGAAAAUAAUGUAAAAUUGCUAUUCAUUACCCACGAACCACUAAUUUGCGAUUGUGUUCUGAACCCCUAUUUUUUAACCAACCGUAUAUACGUACCUACACUAAUUUUAAAUGUACAUACAUAUAACAUAGAUGCUUUUAAAUAUUUCUACCUAUUCUAUAUACACAGUAUUAAUGUACAUAUUAAGUGUAUUUUAAAACACAAUUAUUGAGACCUUCUAAUUUAAAAUAAAUUAUUUAUUUAAAUUAGAAUGUAUUUUGGUGCAGGUGAUCCAGGUGUAUGUCUAUCAGACAUUGUCUAUUUAGAAAAGAUUAUUUUUAUUAUGUAUAAAAUAAGAAGCUUAUAAGUGUCGUGAUAUAUGAUAAUCAUACUAACUAACACUAGUCUAUUCACCAGUCAUGGGCCAUCCAAACUCGUGCACGAAUCAUCUACAUGUAUUUGGUUUAAGCAAUAAGAAUCUAAUCUCGUCUCAUUUAUCAUUAUCCAAUUUUAACGUUUACUAAUCCACGUGAAAAAAUAUGAAUAUGAAGUACUAUUUGUUAACACAUUUCAUUUACAGGUUUAUGCACAUACCAAUCGAAAAUCGUCUGGUCCGACUGAAUUUUGAGGGAGACCUCGUACACGAUAGAGGCAGUAAAACUCUACAAAUUUGCUUCGUGGUGGGGAUAUUUUAGUGUCUCUGUCGUGCAUGACGUCUCUCUCAAAAUUCAGUAGGAUCAAAGGCUUCCCAAUCGGUAUAUACGUAACAACAAUACUCAAAAAAUUAGUUUGUUUAUUGUUACAAGUUUACUUCAUUGUUCUACGUUAUAAAAUAACACGGCAAAAUAUACUAACUACAUUUCUGUGCAUAAAGACAAUGUAGGAAUUGGAUAAGUUAAGAGAAAUGUUGCAUCUGCUAUUAUGAUUUACUUUGUAUGAUGCAUGUCGUACAUGGAACUGAGAAAUUAAUUAAUAAUAAACCAUGUUUAUAUUGUA